CCCUUCUUUUUCUCAUUACCAUUCAUUUUUCAAACGACUCUUAAAACACAAAUUAAAUUUACUAUUCUUCUCAAACCCAAAAAAAUUAUGGGCAUUUGUACUUCUUGCCAAUCAACCUCAGUAGCAACAUCUAAAUUAAUUCUACAAGAUGGAAGACUUGAAGAAUUCUCAUACCCUGUUAAAGCUUCUUAUAUUUUAUCAAAACAUCCAAACGUUUUUAUAUGUAAUUCCGAUGAAAUGGACUUUGACGGCGUCGUAUCAGCCGUUCGACCCGAAGAAGAGCUUCAUCUCGGCCAGCUUUAUUUCAUUCUCCCACUUAACAAACUUACUCGACCUCUUCAAGCCGAGGAAAUGGCGGCUCUAGCCGUUAAAGCUAACGCCGCCUUGUUGAAAAGUCAAGCCGGUGAUAAAUGUAGAUGUCGGAAAAAUACGAGGUUUUUUGGUGGUGAGAAAGAGGAUAGAUCUUCUGCUAAGGUGGCGGAUGUGGGGUCAGCUGCUGGUAAGAAAAUGAGGAAUAUGGGGAAUCGGAAGAAUGGACGGAAGAAUAUGUUUGUUGCUAAUUUGACAGCUAUUCCUGAGUAGGACGCAUGGAGAAGAGAUGAUUUAAUUUCGGAUUAAUUAGGAUUAGCUUGUGAAUAUUAAUUGUAAAAAAGUUAGAUUAGAUUUUGUUGAGUGUUUUUUUUAUUUUUACAGUAGUUACCAAUUUUGACGAUGGAUGGGUUUUUGCCCGCACUUUUGUCCUCAAUGGAUGAAUUUUAAGAGAAGUUUCUGAGAA
Beta vulgaris subsp. vulgaris (sugar beet) is the source of this 775-nucleotide messenger RNA. RefSeq lists its product as hypothetical. The record is from RefSeq and is a predicted model, not a curated record. Lineage: Eukaryota; Viridiplantae; Streptophyta; Magnoliopsida; Caryophyllales; Amaranthaceae. Bases 88 to 582 code for a protein of 164 amino acids. The transcript has a single exon.